AUGGACAUGGCUGGUCGCGAUCUCACUGACUAUCUCAUGAAGAACCUAGCAGAGCGUGGGCACCCAUUUACAACGACUGCAGAACGGGAGAUUGUGCGCGAUAUCAAAGAGAAAUUCUGCUAUGUUGCCCUUGACUACGAGCAAGAGAUGCGGACCUCCGAAACAAGUUCUGCACUUGAGAAGUCAUACGAGCUCCCAGAUGGACAAGUCAUCACAAUUGGUAGUGAACGAUUCAAAACACCCGAAGCCCUCUUUCAACCCGAGGCUCUUGGACUCGAGGGUGGUGGCAUUCACAUGGUUGUAUAUGAGUCGAUCCUCAAAUGCGAUAUUGAUGUUCGCCAUGACCUCUACAACAACAUUAUUAUGUCUGGCGGCACUACCAUGUACCCGGGGAUAGCAGAUCGAAUGCAGAAGGAAAUGACAGCUCUGGCCCCAUCUUCUAUGAAGGUCAAGAUUGUUGCUCCACCAGAGAGGAAGUAUUCGGUCUGGAUUGGCGGCUCUAUUCUUGCAUCUCUUUCAACAUUCCAGCAAAUGUGGAUUUCAAAAGCUGAAUACGAUGAGAGUGGCCCGUCUAUCGUUCAUCGAAAAUGUUUCUAA
Molecule: messenger RNA, 597 nt
Organism: Phaeoacremonium minimum UCRPA7
Lineage: Eukaryota; Fungi; Ascomycota; Sordariomycetes; Togniniales; Togniniaceae
Product: putative actin protein
Exons: 2
Coding region: 1-597 (198 amino acids)
Source: RefSeq, a predicted model, not a curated record